AGAUAAUUUCAUUCUAAUUUUUUACUGGCCCUUAAUUACCUAAAUUUCAGACUCCAUCCCUAAACUUCCUUCAAAAUGAUCCCUGUUCAUGAGCAAAAAAAUUUAUUCAAAAAUAGCAAGUCGAUUAACCAAUUAAGAGUCACCACAAAAUGAAAAAAAUUUAAUUUUUAUUAAUUAGACACCAUUUAAAUGGACUAGACACAACAAGUUCAUCAAUAUAGCAAAGGAGAUCGUUCUAUCACCUAACUAUGUGAUGAAUCCGACGACAACUCCUUGGUUUAUCUUCGCAACUCUAUCAUAUAAGAUGUUUUUUGUUUGUUGGAAUUGGAUCUUGGACUUAUGGCUCAAAUCCCAAGAAACGUUGAAUUGUCUUAAAAUCCCUAAAUUGUUUCUUAUUUGCUUGAUGGGUGCCAAAUUCGUGGCGUCCACAAAAUUGGAUUUUUUUUGGAUUCAAAUCCAUGGGUCCCGCAAACUUGUAAAACACACACCACCCUUUAAACUUUGGCUAGAGCCUAGAGGACCAAAUCCUUGAGGAUCAAUUGCUUUAUUUUCCAUCUAAUUAUUAAUUAUCGUAACUCAAUCCUUGUUGUUGAAGCUAGUUAUGUUGAUUAUAUGCACGAGAGAUGAUAAUAAUUUCGAGCAGGGAGAACAUUAAGUUCUACUAGUUUCUCUACUGAGGUGUACUAAUGAUAAUGAUGUAAGAACUCUCUUUAUUUGAUGAGAGGUAUGCUUUAUUUAUUUUCUACAUACAUGGUGGUUUUAAAAUUUUGUGUCUAUGUUUGUGAUUACUUUUGAUAAUUAAGAUGUUUGAAAUUACAAUGUUUUGUUAUGUGAUGGUUGGUGAUUUGCUACAGAUUUUCCACUUGCCAUACAUUGAGUUUCGAGAAACUCUAUAUAGGUAGGCGAUUAUGGAGUUCUCUAUUCAAUCUUUAGUCCAGAUGACCAAAUUAAUUGCGAAUUACACACUAGUUUCAGUAUAUGAAACGAUCCAAAUUGUUUUGCCACCAUAUACAUAAUAUAACAAAUUAAGUACGGAUAGUAAGGUCAAUUACCUUUAAUCUGAUAAAUCCCUAACUUAAUAAAUCCAACAAGCAAACAACAAACUUUUGAAAUUCAUAACGGAAAAAAUGCAUCAUAAAUUCUUGAUUUUUCAAAAGAUUGAUUUUAACCAUCCUCAAUUUUCAAAUAUAGCAAGAAACAAUCCCGAAACUAUUUAGUCUACCAGCCACUAAAAUAAAGAAAAAAAUCAAACAAAAAAAUCAUCAAAUGGUACAAAUGUAUUUUGUUGACUUAUUUUGUUCCUUUGGAUUUUAUCUUUUUCCAACAAAAAAAAAACAGAAAACAAAAUCAGUGAAAAGUUCCACAAUAUUGAUAGGAAAUAGUCGUAUCUAUAUCAUCACACUGUUGAACCGAAAUCAUGAGUCUUAUUAUUAUCCCAAAGAUCACGCAGCUUCCCACUCUACUGCCUUUUCUGUUCAUUCCGCAACACGAGAAGAGAGGGAGCUGAAAAAGAAAAAAGGAAAAAGAUAUAAUAUAAUAAUACUAUUACAACAGAUCGCAAGAAAGUGGAUUUCAGAAUCCCGAUCGUAUAAUAGUAAGAGCUGGAAAUGUUACAAAAAAUAAAAAAAGGUUUUAUACAGAGAAAAAUAAAACAAACAAAUGGAGGGAGACAGAGACAGAGGGAAAGGUGGGAGAGAGCAGAUUUCAAAGAUUUGCUAGAGAGAGAGAGAGAGAGAGAGAGAGAGAGAGAGAGAGAGACACCCUCCUCAAAGAUUUGAUUUGGAGAGAGUGGACAGAGACACCUACCUUCACAUUUCCGCCCUCUUCCUUCCUUCCUUUAUAUUCCAUUCUCCUCUCGCUGUUAAUCCAAAAGCCUUUUUACAGCCGCACAGUUUUCCGACGAGAAGUGUUGCUCUUUCAGCUACUGAAAGAAAAAAAAGCGCAAUCGCUGCUAUGGCUAGGAACGGCGUCGUCGCUUCUCAACGUUGGAGGUCGGACGGAGAGAUUUCCUCCCAGCAGCAGCCAGCUCAUGAUUCGGCUGCCAAGGAGGUUCAUGUUCUAGCCGUCGAUGAUAGCCUUAUUGAUCGGAAAGUCAUUGAGCGUCUGCUCCGUAAUUCUUCUUACAAAGUCACGGCGGUUGACAGCGGAAUAAGAGCUCUGCAGUUCCUUGGAUUGGACGGAGAAGAGAAGAAGACCUCCUCCAUUGGCGCUUUUGAUAGCUUGAAAAUCAAGGUGGAUCUGAUUAUCACCGAUUACUGCAUGCCGGAGAUGACCGGCUACGACUUGCUCAAGAAAAUCAAGGGAUCGUCCACUCUAAGAGAGAUCCCGGUGGUGAUAAUGUCUUCGGAAAACGUCGUGACUCGAAUCGACCGUUGUUUGGAGGAAGGGGCGGAAGAUUUCAUUGUAAAGCCGGUGAAGGCGUCGGAUGUCGAACGGCUCCGAGGCUACAUGGAGACGACGAGCGAGCCGAGCGUGCGAGUCAACAAGAGAAAGCAACGGGAAAGUUGUGAGAGUUGCAACUGUCUCUCGACUGCCUCUUCCACGUCAUCAUCCCCUAUCUCUUCCUCCUCGCCAUCUCCGUCGCCGUCGCCACCGCCUACAUCGAUGUCGUCGUCGUCGCCAUCUUCGACACCAAUGUCGAUGUCAGUGCCGUCAUCUCCCUCGCCGUCGCAGUCUCCAUCCCCAGCGACCGCCUCCGCGCCGUGCUCCCCGUCGCUGCUGGACUCGCCGACCAGACGGCUGAAAAUGAGCAGCCCACAGGAGGAGUAGACACCAGCGAGGAAGAAAGAAGAGCACAUAUUAAAAGUGGUGGUAAAGUCUAAAACGACCACAGGCCCACGGAAAAUUUGCUUUUCUGAAAAAAAAAUAAAAAAUUGUACUGUAUCUACGGUUUAAUCAAUAGGCUACAUUUAGUGGUACGCAACAAUUGAAUCACAAUUAACCUUCUAUACAGUUUUACAAUCCUUACUUUUUCGGUUCAUCAUCUAAUCAGUUUGCAACAGUUUUACAAUCCUCUCAACUCUCUCUUGUCGCUAGCAGAGGAAGGUAAAGGCGUCAAAGCGGGAAAUAACAAUUUUUGUCUAUCAAAGAAAGUUAUCAUUCUUCCAUCCCUCUCGCUACUGUACCGUCAAAGGAAUUUCUGUAAUAUAUCACCGGUUUGAAGCUUGGCUUUGAAAUGGUCAAAAUGAGACGUGGGUGGGAAUGGGGUGGAAUCACAAUCAAAUCGUGGAGAUAUGGUAUGAUACUUUGUCUGGGGAGGAGAAUAUUUUUGGCCACCCCUCUAAAACGACAAUAUCGGAAUCAAUAAUUGGCCACCCCUCUAAAACGACAAUAAGAUCCAUAACGAAAUAGGUAAAGCGUGUUCUUGCGUUUUAGAAAAAAAGAAAAGAUGCAGUAGGAAAACGUGGCUUCCCCAACUAACAUCCAACACAGUUUAGCUGUGACCCCAUUACCCGGCUGGAUUUCUAUUUCAACACUAGUUUAUUAUUCUUCUCUCGCGAUUCACAUUCAGCUCCACAAUUCACAGCAGUAGAGAUGCAUGAACCAAACAAAGUCCUCGUACAAACAACAGCACAUGCAUGUGUACAUUAAAAAAACCCUUGUUUCGGAUCUGUUUCAGCCACAACAUAUUCUGUUUGUCACAAAGAAGGGAUACCAAAGGAUAUCAUAUGUUGCGGUUUUGAUCUUUGAUACAUGUCUUCAAUGCAGUCAAAUCGCGUUUUAAAACUUAAAAACUUACGAUUUUACGCUUUUAGGUCACCAAAAUGCUUUCGUUUACAUAUAAAAACUUCAGUAUAUAAAAUCGGACUAAAUUGCGCUUUAAAGCUUAAAAGCUUACGGUUUUACGCUUCUAGUUCUCCAAAACGCUUUAUGUUUUUACGCUUUUAGUUCACUAAAUGAGUAUUCUUUUCAUGAAACUAAUUAUAAAAAGUAUAUUUUAAAAGUAAAUCACCAGCACUAUGAUACAUUUGAGAUUAAAAGAUACAUAUAAGGUACUUGUAUGCAUUCUCAACUUCGAUAGAGUAAUCUAAUUCACCCGUUAGGCUUUUCCCAAAUUCAUUAGAAUAGUGGGAAAAGUGGCUUAUUGUUAAAAUUUAUGUUUACAAACUUAUAUUAACGUAAUUUAUGUUGUUGUAGGUACGGAUCUUGGGCACUUAUAUUAACGUAAUUUAGAUUUGUUGAGAAGAGAAUUAGGCAGAACUGAAUGAUUUAGGAUUGGGGAUUAGGGUCCUUGAAAAUAGUCUACAUGAAAGAGGGACAAUUCUAACGAAACUUAGAUAGGUUUUUCAUUGAUUUCCCCUGACGAUAGAAGUAAAGUGCAUUAUAUAGACUCUGACACGAAAUCCUAAUCGACUGAACCUAAUAAAAUACUAAACUACCCUUAAACCCCUGAUCGUACCCUCAACACACACCAUCCACCAUUGUUGACGGAUACAGACUCAGGCGGACCCCUGUUCUCUCCCAUUCUACGUCGAAGCUGCAGCAUUGCCUUUCACCUUCUGUUCGUCCAUAGUCGCAAGGCCCACGGAUUUGAACAAUAUUGUACACCUUUUCAUGCUACGAAUGCUAAGCAAUAUGAGGGUAACAAAAUCUUUUAGCCUUCCAUUUUAGUGAUGUGAAGAUGUGAUGCUGACCGAAUCCAGUUGGACCGGGUUUGACGAUUAGGAGACGGAAAAGUAAAUAGAGGAGUUGUAUUUUAUAGUAGAAGAGUAGAUUUGAUGUGAUUGAAAGUAUAGAGACAUAUUUGAGAAAAUAAAAAGUUAAGAAGUACAUAUAACUCAAUAAAUAAGGACUUUUACUUUUUGCACAAUUUCACAGCCAUUGCGAGUCUAUCUUAAUUCGAGAUACAUAUUCAAUCGAUACUUUCCAACUUGUUGCAUUGUCAUUACCAGAUAGAUAUAAUAUGAUAAAGAAAUAUAUGAACAGAACGAACUAUCCAAGAUCAAGUUUCUAUUCCGUUAAACCUAGCUUAGACUAAAUUUUCCCUAGAUAAGUUGAUCUUGUUAGCCAUAUAUGUUCAAAGUAGUAGUCAGUCACUGAAGAAAUGAUAACGAUUUCAAGGUUACAAGAGUUCACCAAACAGUAAUAGAAACGGUCUCAUAUUCAACUAACUUCAAGGGAAAAAGCAAAAUAGACACUCAACUCUUAACCAAUAGCAUAUAGUAAUCGAUAUGUUGUCCUAACCACCAUUAACUAACCUAAAAAUUGAAACUUUGUGGGUAUCCUCCAGCCAACACAUCGAAAAGUAAUUGAGCACUAAAGGCAUGAUGGUGCAACUCUCUUCGUGAUCACAGACUUGUACGCUUUGCAGCCGAAAAAAGGGUGAUCUUUCUAUUCAUAAGUAAACCACGUUUGACAUAGAGCCUCCAGAAAAACAAAACUCAUCUUUACACACCAAUCAACGACCUCAACCCUAGUCUUGCCCUAAUAAACUUCCAUUUGCACC
This is a messenger RNA of Linum trigynum, 5446 nucleotides long. The record is from the annotation of a GenBank genome assembly. NCBI's taxonomy places the organism in Eukaryota, Viridiplantae, Streptophyta, Magnoliopsida, Malpighiales, Linaceae.